AUGACUCAAAAAUGGUCGAGAGCUCCUAAAGGAAAAGUUACGAUUCCGGUGCAAUUGAACUAUGAAAAUGCUUUGAACACGAUUGAGGAAGAUGGAGAACAUUUGAAAUUCGUUGUCAUCUCUGAUACCCAUUGUAAAAUGGAAGAGAUUAUGGCUAGAAUCCCAGAUGGAGACGUUCUUAUUCAUUGCGGAGAUUUCACGAAUUCUGGUGGAGAGGCGCCAGUCAAAGAGUUCAAUGAACAACUGCAACGAUUGCCUCAUCGGUGGAAAAUCGUGAUCGCGGGGAAUCAUGAGCGAGGAUUUGAUCCAAGGGACAAGUACAGACCCGAGCUCAUCGAGCUGCUCACCGAGGCCACGUACCUCUUUGAUUCAAGUAUUCAGAUAAAUGGGCUCAAAAUCUACGGCAGUCCUUGGAUCCCAACACCAGAAUACGCAUUCUACCUCUCACCCGACGAGAGGAAAUCGAAAUGGGCACAGAUUCCCGCAGAUGUCGAUAUUUUGAUCACUCAUGGACCUCCUUUAGGAUAUCUUGAUGCACGUGCGAAAGACCAACACUACGGUGAUGAACAGCUGCUGGAAGCUGUUGAACAACGAGACCCAAAAUUCCACGUCUUUGGCCACAUUCACGAAUGCUAUGGGGCAAUGACAAAUGGUCGGACAAUUUUUGUGAACGCAGCUCAAUGCGAUCGAUCAAUGCAAACUGGUCGAUUACCUAUCGUUUUCUACAUAAGAAUACCAGCAUCA
Molecule: messenger RNA, 744 nt
Organism: Mesorhabditis belari
Lineage: Eukaryota; Metazoa; Nematoda; Chromadorea; Rhabditida; Rhabditidae
Source: the annotation of a GenBank genome assembly